ACUGACCACGCCUCAGGAAAUCAACGCAGUAAGCUAUGAUCGUCAGGCGUUUAUAAGCUACUUCCGGUCAAAGUACCGAAGCAGAAUGCACAUUUUUAUUUCAGGGGGAAAAAAAGGGGUAAAAAAGGGGGGACCGAAUGCAGCAGAGUUCAUGUGAGCGCCACCGGCCGCUCUCUUCCUCUCCUUUCUUCGUCGGCCUUAAAACCCUAACGCGGGAGCGGUAGAGAAACCGUAGUGAAGUCUUGAACGCCUUCGAUGUCUUCUCGACUGCAGAGGUCGAGCAUCUCACCCUUCCGAUCGCGUAAGACCUCCUCGGCCCCCGGAUCAAAGCCUGGAGCUCGCCCGACGACCCCCUCCACAGGUGGCGUCAGACCCACAACGCCGACGUAUUCUUCUACUAGUCGGCAGACGACGCCGUCUUCUUCAGCGUCCUUAGCGGCGCCAGUGCGCGGCCCGGGAAGCUCUAGGAUCUCGCCCGUCUCCGGUUCCAAUUCUUCGUUCUCGUAUCCGGGCAUUGAGCAGCCUGAAUUUCACAAAUCCGAGGAGAAUGUCACGGUCACGGUCCGAUUCCGGCCACUCAGUCCGCGAGAGAUCAGUAAAGGGGAUGAGAUAGCGUGGUAUGCUGACGGCGACUUUAAUGUUCGGAACGAGUAUAAUCCCAGCAUUGCUUAUGGAUUUGACAGAGUUUUUGGGCCAGCAACAACCACUCGCCAUGUUUAUGAUGUGGCUGCACAACAUGUUGUAAGUGGUGCUAUGCAAGGAAUUAAUGGCACAGUUUUUGCUUAUGGUGUUACCAGUAGUGGAAAGACUCAUACCAUGCAUGGAGAGCAAAAGUCACCUGGAAUCAUACCAUUAGCCAUAAAGGAUGUGUUCAGCAUCAUUCAAGAGACCCCAGGCAGAGAAUUUCUUCUUCGUGUUUCAUAUCUUGAGAUCUAUAAUGAGGUUAUCAAUGACUUGCUUGAUCCUGUCGGACAGAACCUUAGAAUAAGAGAAGAUUCACAGGGAACGUAUGUGGAAGGAAUAAAAGAAGAAGUUGUUUUGUCUCCCGCUCAUGCUCUCUCAUUGAUAGCCUCUGGCGAAGAGCACCGGCAUGUUGGAUCAAAUAACUUUAAUCUACUCAGCAGUCGGAGCCAUACUAUCUUCACUUUGACAAUUGAGAGCAGCCCUUCUGAUGAAAAUAGCCCUGAUGAAGAUGUUACGCUGUCUCAAUUGAAUUUGAUUGAUCUUGCAGGUUCAGAAAGUUCGAAGGCUGAAACCACUGGAUUGCGACGUAAAGAGGGUUCAUACAUAAACAAAAGCUUACUUACCCUUGGGACUGUGAUCUCCAAAUUAACUGAUGACAAGGCUACACACAUUCCUUAUAGAGAUUCAAAGCUCACACGCUUACUCCAGUCCUCUCUUAGCGGACAUGGAAGAGUAUCUCUUAUUUGUACAGUUACUCCGGCUUCUAGCAAUAGUGAAGAGACUCAUAACACCUUGAAGUUUGCCCACCGAAGCAAACAUGUUGAGAUUAAAGCGUCUCAAAACAAGAUAAUGGACGAGAAAUCCUUAAUAAAGAAAUAUCAAAGGGAGAUCUCUUGCUUGAAAGAAGAACUGCAACAAUUAAAGUGUGGCAUGAUGGAGAAACACUCCUUCUAUGAUCAAGAAGACAUUGUUAAUCUGAAGCUUCAGUUGGAGGCGGGCCAAGUCAAGUUGCUGUCUAAACUUGAAGAGGAGGAGCAAGCAAAAGCUGCCUUAAUGGGUAGGAUUCAACGCCUGACUAAGUUGAUACUAGUGUCUACAAAAAGUUCACUGCCUUCUAAAGUUACCGACAAGAGUGGACAUAGGCGAAGACACUCUUUUGGAGAAGAUGAGCUUGCUUAUCUACCUGAUCGCAAACGGGAGUACAUUAUCGAUGAUGAUGUUGCAAGUGUUGAUUCCGAAUUAUCAGGAGAAAGUCGGUUUGGUUUCAAUGGUCAUGAGGAGUCUCUAAAAUUUGAGAAAAAGAAUCGCAAGCGGGGGAUGUUUGGUUGGCUCAAAAUCAAGAAACCUGAUUACCUUGACGGACUAUCACCUAAUGCGGAUGAUGAAAGCUCGGCCAGUGGGUCACCGUUACAAGUUCCGCAGCAGAAGAUUUGUUCAGAUAAGACAGAUGGACAAAGAAUUUCUGUUAGCCGGAAGGAUGUUGAUAUUUCUUUGCUUCAUUAUUUUCCUGAAAAAACACAAGCAGGAGAUCUAUUCUGUGCAACUUCUAGAGGACAGCAGCCUCCCCCGGCAGGUACAACUCUUAUGGAUGAAAUGGAUCUUCUCAGUGAGCAGAUCAAGAUGUUAGCUGGGGAGGUAGCUCUUUGCACAAGUUCCUUAAAAAGAUUAGCAGAGCAAGCUGCCAAUAACCCUGAAGAUUCAAAUAUCCAGGAGCAAAUGCAGAAGUUAGGAGAUGAAAUAAAUGAAAAGAAGCAACUGUUGCAUUGUCUUGAGCAGAGAAUGGUUGGAUCUCGUGAAGAUGCUCCACAUUCAUCAAAUAGUACUAAAACAACACAGAAUCUUUCAACACUGGCCACUCAGUUGAGUGAGAAGGCAUUUGAGCUCGAGAUUAUGUCUGCUGAUAAUAGAAUUCUUCAAGACCAGCUACAGAUUAAGAUAUCUGAUAAUGCCAAACUUGAGGAGACUAUUAAAACGCUAAAUGAGGAACUCAACUAUUUUAUAGGUAAAACCAAAGAAAAUGAACAUAGCGUCUGUAAUAACACUUUGGUCAACUCUUCAGAAAAUGAGGUGAGAGGGAUAUCCUUGCUGACUGAAUCUUCUUCGAUGGGACUUCUUUCGAUAUCCACAAAUGAAGAAUCUAAGGGAAGUGGUAGUGAGCUGUUGCUGAGGUCCCAGGUUCUCACACAGGCUGCUGAGAUUGAGAAUCUGAAACAAAGAAGUUUGAGAUUGGCUGAAGAAAAGGAUGGCCUUCAAAUUCAUUGUCAAAAGCUGGCUGAGGAAGCUUCUUAUGCCCGAGAAUUGGCUGCAGCUGCAGCAGAUGAGCUUAGAAAUUUAGCUGAAGAGGUUACAAAACUUUCUUAUGAAAAUGCUAAAUUGACAGAUGACUUGGCUGCCUCUAUGGAAACAGCUACUCGAGUCAGUAACUCUCAGAGGCGUGUCUUGAUUGAUGGGAAGGAUACUGAUGAUUAUUUCAAGAAGUCGGAUGACUGUGUUCUUGUUGAGGAAUUGAGGAAAGAGCUAUCAAGAAGAUGCGAGAGAGAAUCUUCCCAAGAGGCUGCUUUGUCUGUUAGAGAUCAAAGGGAGGGUAAACUUAAAAAAAUUAUUGAUGACUCCAAACAAACCGAGCAAGAGUUAGAGAAUGAACUUACACGUAUGCGGGUACUUGUUGCCAAGCUUAAAAGAAAUGGUAUGGUAUCUGAUGAAUGCUUUCCUGAGUGGCUUGAUGAACCAAAAUUUCAUUCAUUAAGAAAUGGUUCUUCAAUAACAAUUGGUUGUUCUAGAGCAAGGUUUAAUGGGGAAAGUUUCUCUGAUUGUUUGUAUGAAGAUCAAGUGACCAGCUUUGAGGAAAUGAGAUCUGCUUUAGAAUAUGAAAGAAGGCGGUGCAAAGAACUUGAAGGCAUUAUUUCUAAGUUAAAGGGUGAAGAACUUAGCGGCCUUGAUGUCAAAUCUCUUGAAGAAAUGCAAAAUUGUCAUGUUGAAGCUUUAUCAAAAAUAUGCCAAGAAAAGUUGAUAAACCAAUCUCUGUUGAAUCAAGAAGAUGAGACGGCCAACUGAAAGUGAUGCAAUACUUCUUUUUUUUUUCCCAUUACCACAGGUUAGGCAUUAUUGGUGUUUAGUAAUCGUACUUUGAAGCAUCACAUUUCUCCUACACAUUCCAUUUUUUAUUGUAAUAUUUUACCCUUUUUUUCUCUUUAGAUCAAGUGGUAAUUUUUUUACCUGUUGAGUUUUGAUCCUUAGAAGUCCAAUUUUAAGGUCAAAAGUUGGGCGGUAUGGAAUGGCAAUCUUGUUGAAAAGAUGAUAAAUUGAACAUUCAACAGCAAGGUUUCUUUGCUAGACGUGAAGAACUUUUACCGAAUGAUGCUUUCUUUGAUGAAAAUGAUAGUUAAGAAGAGCUUUUUCAUAUAUUUU
This is a messenger RNA of Phalaenopsis equestris, 4092 nucleotides long. Its product is annotated as kinesin-like protein KIN-7E, chloroplastic. Lineage: Eukaryota; Viridiplantae; Streptophyta; Magnoliopsida; Asparagales; Orchidaceae. The record is from RefSeq and is a predicted model, not a curated record. The transcript has 25 exons. Bases 256 to 3738 code for a protein of 1160 amino acids. Gene Ontology annotation, biological process: microtubule-based movement. Gene Ontology annotation, molecular function: microtubule binding; ATP binding; microtubule motor activity.